AUGGAGAAAAUAUUCAUUCCAGACAUCGAGAAAAUUGCAAGAUCCAUGUCAAGGACAAUCGACAGAUUUACGGAUCUCGUUGAGGCUAUUUCUUUGACGGAGGAAGGACGAAGUUGUGUCCAGAACGUGUCCAAAGUGGCCGUUUGUCGGGCGGUCAUGAUGGAACUGACCACGAAAAAAAUCGAUUUUGACGGAUUGUAUGAUAUCCUACAGAAUGUCAUACUAACACUGGUAGCAGAUGGAUGUUCAGGAUGUUGUCGCACGAAUCAAACAAGAUUACCAGGACUAACGUCGGUUCAGAAAGAAGCUCUGCGGAAGACGGAGACCUUCGAUAAACUCCUUGUGAAGGAACUCAAAAACCAAGUGAGAAAUCUCCGUCAGUUGGUGAAGAAACACCGGAAAUUAAUGGCACAAGACGAGAAAUACAGGCGGGAAAGCGCCAAACACGAGCAGAAACUGGGAGCAUUAUUACAGCAAAUUCACGGAUCAGUGCCGCUCAAGCCAAGGAUGCUUAUUUUCCUACAAAUGAAGCGAGAUCGUGUACAAAAAGAGAUGAAUCGAGCCAAGUCAGCCCGACUCACAAACUCCGAGCUGGAGCAGAGUAUUAGGUCCCAAAUCAAAAACAUCAGUGCCGACCUGAUGUGUGUUAUCACAGACAAGAUCAAAGACAAGGUUGAAUAUGGCCUUGAAGAUUGUCUCCUCGACGUCAUCAGCAAAAUGAGCGAACGUGAAAAGUAA
Ylistrum balloti is the source of this 738-nucleotide messenger RNA. RefSeq lists its product as uncharacterized. Lineage: Eukaryota; Metazoa; Mollusca; Bivalvia; Pectinida; Pectinidae. The record is from RefSeq and is a predicted model, not a curated record. The transcript is spliced from 6 exons. Bases 1 to 738 code for a protein of 245 amino acids.